Messenger RNA from Cucumis melo (muskmelon), 1405 nucleotides. Its product is annotated as jasmonate-induced oxygenase 1-like. The coding region runs from base 106 to 1152 and encodes 348 amino acids. Lineage: Eukaryota; Viridiplantae; Streptophyta; Magnoliopsida; Cucurbitales; Cucurbitaceae. The record is from RefSeq and is a predicted model, not a curated record. The transcript has 3 exons.
CCUAUAAAUAUGUGCACUAAUGAAGAGCAUUGAAAUCCACAAAAAGAAGAAAAGAAACAAGAAACUACUGAAUUAAAAUCAAUCAGGUAAGAGAUUAAAAGAAAAAUGAAUAGUAGUUGUCUGCAGAGUUGGCCGGAGCCGGUGGUGUGUGUGCAGUCGCUGGCAGAGAGUGGAAUAAGUAAAAUUCCGGGGAGGUACGUGAAGCCGCCGUCCCAGAGGCCAGAUGGGGCGAUGGUGGUGAAGAUGAAGAAUAUUCCGGUGGUGGACAUGGAGAAGGUGGAGAGUGGUGCGGCGGUGAAGGAGAUGGCGGAAGCGUGUAGAGAAUGGGGAUUUUUUCAGAUAAUAAACCAUGGGAUAAGUGGUGAGAUGAUGGAGUGUGUGAAGGAGAGUUGGAAGGAGUUUUUUAAUCAGCCGUUGGAUUUGAAGAAACAAUAUGCAAAUACUCCGGCGACUUAUGAAGGAUAUGGAAGCCGGUUGGGGAUUGAAAAAGAAGCCAUUUUGGAUUGGAGUGAUUACUUUUUCCUCAAUUUUUUGCCUUUGUCUCUCCGAAAUCCAACUAAAUGGCCUGCUUUUCCCCCUUCCUUCAAGAAACUAAUAGAAGAAUAUGGGGAUGAGGUGGUGAAGGUAUGUGUGAAAUUAAUGAAAGGAUUAUCAAUGGGAUUAGGACUUGAAGAAGAGUAUUUAUUAAAUGCAUUUGGAGGAGAAAAAGGAAUAGGUGGUUCCAUGAGAGCAAAUAUGUAUCCAAAAUGCCCACAGCCUGACUUGACCUUGGGGCUUUCCCCUCACUCGGACCCUGGUGGCAUCACCAUUCUCUUGGCCGACCAAAACGUCCCUGGCCUCCAAGUUCUCAAAGGAAAUGAUUGGAUCACUGUUGACCCUAUCCCUAAUGCCUUCCUCGUUAACAUUGGUGAUCAAAUUCAGGUGCUAAGCAAUGGAAUAUAUAAGAGUGUGAAGCAUAGGGUGAUGGUAAAUCCAAAGAAGGAAAGAGUUUCAUUGGCUUUCUUCUACAACCCCAAAAGUGAUUUGAUAAUUGAACCAGCCAAGGAGCUUCUCACCAAAGAUAGACCAUCACUUUUUCCACCCAUGACCUUUGAUGAAUAUAGACUUUACAUUAGGAAAAAGGGUAUUUGUGGAACUUCAAAACAACAAUAACAAAUAUCCUAAAUCAAUUUAAUUGUUAUUAAUUGUUAGUCUUUAAUUUCCUUAAAUUAUUCAAGAGUUAUUAUGUUGAAAACCUUUUCUUUUCUUUUUAAUUUGUUAUUUUGUUUAUGUUUGUUUUUCUUUUUUCUUUCUUUUUUUUUUUCUUUGUUUCUAAAUUUGCCACUUUGCCAUUGUCAAUGUUAGAAUUAUCUAUUUCCCUUUGGUCUUGAUGUGAAAACCCUUCAAUAAAAAUUGUUAUUGUCUA